AUGGCCACCACCCAGCCUAACCGGCUCGUCGAGUUUCUUACGAACCUAGAUAACGGCUACGAGAUCUUUGAGUCUAUAACCCGUCAGCUAUCGCCAAUGGAUCUGGUUAAUCUUCGCCAGACCUCGCGUGACCUCCAAACAGCAUGCGAGACAGUUGUGGCAACGCAGUGGAGUAUCAACAAGGCCCUGCGGAAGUUCGUCAAAGACCCGACGGCGUUUCGGAAUACGAUGAGCCUAGAACACAGCGUCAUCUCUGGAGACUUUGCCUUGAGGUUCUUUGAUCGGGCUGCCCCUGGCAACGUCCUCGAUCUAUGGACGAAUACGGAAGUCCGAGGCUCGCGGAUGGAGAAGUGCCUACUAGAAGAGGGAUACAAAGCAGAUAACGACCAGCUGGUUCUGGGAAAGACCGGAGAAUGGGAGGUCUACGAUAUCAUAUUUACUCGACCAAGCCAUAGAGGCGACGGACCUAAAAUCCAUUUCCACAUGUGCCGCGCUCUUCCAACUCUGCAUAUCCUCCGCGGAUACCAGGAAUGUACUGCCUUGGCUAAUAUCAUCACUUCAACAAAGGCUUAUGCCCCGUUCGCAAAUCUCACAUUCACAAAGCAUCGUUCUUACGUGCUCUACCCAGACAGGGAGUACCCACGGAUCGGUAUUAAGCAGUUCUCGCCUAGCUUUCUCGCGAUAGUCAACAAGUCCGGCCGGCCGAACGUGGAUGUAACCCUAGUCGACGAGCGGCGGCUCACCACAGCUAGCGGUAACCGCGCACCCGAGAUGCGCUCCCUCAGCGACAGCCAGACAUGGACCAUUCCUCUUGACCCAGAAGGGAUCACGCCCGAUUUCGUUACGGAUGCGAGCGAGUUCAGUAUCAGCACGGCGCAAAUCUGCUGCCUUUACAGGUCCGACGUUGUUGAGGCCAAGGACCGGUGGGUGCCCCGGACGCGCAAUCCGUGGGUCUUUCUCGCUGGCCCGAAGCACGACUUCAUCGCCCGGUAG
Mytilinidion resinicola is the source of this 993-nucleotide messenger RNA. RefSeq lists its product as uncharacterized. The transcript has a single exon. The record is from RefSeq and is a predicted model, not a curated record. The coding region runs from base 1 to 993 and encodes 330 amino acids. NCBI's taxonomy places the organism in Eukaryota, Fungi, Ascomycota, Dothideomycetes, Mytilinidiales, Mytilinidiaceae.